AUGUACGGGAAGGAAGAACAGAACGUAAUGCUUGUGCCUACGUUCGGUUCUUCCUCCGCCGGCAGACGUCUUGCAUCCAUGCAUGAGAUCAUCCGCCACAUCGUCCUCCUCUUGUUCCGGGAUAUCACGUCGCCAUUUAUCGCUCAUGAUGCUCCGUACACUCCGUUCGCCGAUCCUACUCCUCUAUUGACUGCAUUGCUCUCCGUCUCUCGGGCCUUUCGCGAGAUAGCACUCAAGGAAAGACGGCUUUGGGGUCUCAUUCAUGCUGAAUGGGCAAACUCUCAACGUCAGCUUUGGCUCAAACGGAACGUAUCAGGAUUCUCCGAGCCUACUGCGGCCAUCUUCCCUCUAGACAUCCGAGGUUGCAUCACACCCACUUUCGAACCUUCUCGACAUGGUCAUAUUCUCGAUUUUUGGAAUCUUCAUGAAGCGAUACCGCGAUGGAGAUCGUUCCAUAUUCAGAAUGCGUCGAGGACACCCUUUUGGGGGUUGAUCACGAACGCGUUGAGCAUCCAACUUCCAAAGUUGCAAUCUCUUUCACUCGAGACGAGUCCUGUGGAAGCGACGUAUAGGUUCGAUACGAUCGCGUACGAAUCGAACCAAUACCCUGAAUUGAGGUCGUUACGGUUACGAGGCGCGACGAUCAUCAAUUUCAAGGGGAUAUGUUCGUGCAAGAAAUUGAAACGGAUCGAACUCAAUACGAUCAGGUUCGAGAGCGCGAACGACCUCGUUUCGUUGUUUUCGCCUUCGAGAAGGAUCGUCACCAUUGUGGAUUGUCUGACGUUGGGACCUCUCACGGCUCAUUAUGAACCUGUGAGACAUCCAUCUCCUGAUCAGGCUGCUUCGAUGGACGCUACGAGUGGUGCUGGUGCUGGUGGUGCUGGUGGUGGUAGGGGCAGAGGUGUGUCCCUAUUGUCGAGGAGGGAUGAAUCAUCUUCAUCGUCGUCCGAGCAUACGGAUGAUCUACCAGAGUCGUUAGCUUCGGAUGCUUCUUCUUCGUCAUCGUCAUCGGCGUCUUCCGAGGCGUCUUCAUCGUCGUCUUCAUCAACAACAUCAUCAUCAUCAUCACCUUCUGAUGAUUAUCCCACUUCUGACUUGCGCACGCUAGUUCUUGGGAGGAACGUUACGCUUGAGGUUCAGCAUUUGUCGCUGCAUUAUACUCAUCUUCCGCAUCUACGCACUCUCUAUUUCACUCAGUCUUCGAUUCGAUCUUCCCCACGACUUCAUACACUCGGCUUCGAGGGUCAGAUACCUUUCUUAUCGAAUGUGCUCAAAAGAAGCAUCUUGCAAUUGGAAGAUCAUCCUCCGCCGAUAAAGUCUUUAUACCUCAUCAUCGUUCAAUCCCCGGAAGACACUGUUACUACUGAAUCACCACAACCCUUACCAUUAUCAUCAUUUCUACCCUUCGCUCCCACUCAAUCGCUCCUACCUCCCCCGCCUCCCUCACAUUCACCCCCACCUGCAUCUUCCCCAAUACCCCCCUUAUCUCAACAACUACCACCGCUAAGCCUGACCCCACAGCAACAACAACAGGAAGAGGAUGCGUUGAUCGCCACCGUCGACUCCGUUGUCGAGAAGGUGCAGCGGACGAUCAAGUAUUUGUACGUUCGAAGCGAUCCACCUGUUUCGAACGUGGAAGUGGACUUGAUCGAUCAUUUGUUGAGGCGGGAUGGGGAUGGGAGUGGAAGUGGCAGGUUUGAGAUGAACAGGAGUGCUGAUGUGGUUAGUCCGGAGGAACGGGAAAGGGAACGGGAAGAGUUGGAGCAGGAACAGGAGCUGGAGGAUUUGGAUGAGGAGCGGGAGGAGGAGGGUGAGGGCGAUGUAGCGGGGACGAUGACGACGACGUCAGUGGCAGCGGCGGCAGCGGCGGCAGCAGCAGCAGCAGCUCCUGUGACACGGAGAUUGGAGAUCAGGACGGCGAGGUUCACGGUAUGA
This is a messenger RNA of Cantharellus anzutake, 1935 nucleotides long. RefSeq lists its product as uncharacterized. Bases 1 to 1935 code for a protein of 644 amino acids. The record is from RefSeq and is a predicted model, not a curated record. The transcript has 2 exons. NCBI's taxonomy places the organism in Eukaryota, Fungi, Basidiomycota, Agaricomycetes, Cantharellales, Hydnaceae.